UGUUCACCCAUUGGCUAGCGGCGAAAUUUGAAAUGCAACGCGCUCAUUGUAUCUGAAUCUGCGGAAGGAUGCGGAUAAAGAUUUAUCAAGCUUGUAGCUAAAAAAAAAAGAAAAGGAAAAAAAGCAGAGCGCUAAACAUAAAGUUAACCGAAAAGGAUUUUCUAUAAUACCGAAACGGAAGUCAGAGAGCAUAAUGGAGACGGCUGUGCUGAGCCUCCAGAGCUUAUAUGAUAAGCUGAGAACGCAGGUUGACGUUCUCAACGAGAGCAUUGAACCCAACUUCAUCCAGAUGGCACAAAACUUUGAGGACUGCCGUCGCAAAUGGCUGAGGACAGAACAUGAACUAGGGUCUUGCAAAGAGACGCUCACCAAAACAGAGACGGAAAGAGGAUCCUUGGAGGUCAAACUGAAACAUGCCCGAAACCAAGUAGAUGUGGAAAUCCGCCGCAGACAAAAGGCUGAGGCUGAUUGUGAGAAGUUGGACCGUCAAAUUCAGUUGAUCCGGGACCUCCUGACCAGUGAAGGAUCCUCUAACAGCAUCCAGUUGAGUGCAGAGCAACGCUCAGCUCUGGCCUUCCUGAACUCAAACAGCCAGGCAGCAGUCAACCUGAAUACCAGUCGAAGACUCAAAACGAUAGAUGAGUCCGCCUCUAUCUUGUCAGAUAUCAGCUACGACAAAACAGAUGACUCUCUUGACUGGGACUCCUCCACUGUGAGGACAGUGCGACUCAAGAAACGAGAAAAAAGGCGCUCCUCAAGAAAUCACAUUGAUGGUCCUCCAGUUGCCUCCAAACGGUCUCGAUCAACAGGCAGAACUUCUGCGAUGGGUAAUGAGACCCUUGUGACAAAGACCACAGUGACUGUCCCUGCGAAUGGAGGACCUGUCGAGGCAGUUUCUACCAUUGAGAGUAUUCCUUACUGGACUCGCAGCAGGAGAAAGACUGCUGCUAUGGAAUGGGACUCUGAAUCUGUCAAGUCAGAUGAUGUCUUCAAGCAGCCUGGCAACCGUGGGGAAGAAAUAAAAGUGCAGCCCAGCACUCCGCAGAGCCAUGGGGGUGUCCGUCUUCACGAGUUUGUUUCCAAAACUGUCAUUAAGCCUGAAUCGUGCGUACCCUGUGGAAAGAGGAUCAAGUUUGGCAAGAUUUCACUUAAGUGCCGUGACUGCAGGGUGGUCUCGCACCCCGAGUGUCGCGAUCGUUGCCCUCUGCCAUGCAUCCCUAACCUGGGUGGCACACCAGUCAAAAUUGGGGAGGGUGUACUUGCAGACUACGUCCCCGACACAUCACCCAUGAUCCCUUCUCUCGUUGUCCACUGUAUCAGUGAGAUCGAACAAAGGGGCCUGCAUGAGGCUGGACUUUACCGCCUGUCCGGCUCUGAUCGCACAGUGAAGGAGCUGAAAGAGAAGUUCCUCCGCAGCAAAACUGUUCCUGUGCUCAGCAAAGUGGAUGAUGUCAAUGCCAUCACUGGCCUGCUCAAGGACUUCCUGAGGAACCUCAAGGAACCUCUUCUCACCUUUCGCCUCAACCGUCCUUUCAUGGAGGCAGCCGAGGUUUCAGACGAUGAUAACAGCAUAGCCUUGAUGUACCAAACCAUCAGUGACCUGCCGCAGCCCAACAGAGACACACUGGCUUUCUUAGUCCUUCACCUUAAGAGAGUUGCCAACAGUUUGGACACUAGGAUGGACAUCAGUAACUUGGCCCGAGUGUUUGGUCCAACUAUCGUGGGUCAUGCAGUCCCCAACCCUGACCCUAUGACAAUCCUGCAGGAUACCAAACGACAACCUAAGGUUGUGGAGCGUCUCUUGGCUCUGCCGGUGGAUUACUGGGCCCAGUUUGUGAUGGCAGAAAACGAGCAGGCAAACUUGGAUCACCUGAUCAUCGAGAACGCAAACUGCUAUGCCACCCCUGAGAGAAUGAGCAUGCUGGGACCUCUGACCACUCCAGAGCACCAGCUCAAUAAAACCCCAUCUUCCAGCUCAUUGUCUCAGCGCAUGAAGUCCACUCUGACACCCAGAUUUGGGAGCAAGAGCAAAUCAGCAGUUGGAUUUUCUCGCCAAGGAAAAUUCUUUGCUUCUCCACUCCUCAAAUAAUCCAAAGCGGCUCCAUUUAACAAUGUAUUCCUACUGCAAUAACAACCAAAACUUUUUUGUAUUUAGGCAUAACUCAUAGCAUGGUACUGCUUUUAUAAUGGCUGUAAAUGCUAUAAAUCUUAGUCUUCUUUCUUAUAAUCAUUUUAACAUUUCACAAUGGUAACAGUUGUACUUUGAUUAUUUUACGUGUUUGUCGUAGGAGUUAUUUUUUUUAAACCAAAAAAUAGGUUUUCCUAUCUAUGCACAGUUGUCUUUAGAGCUGAUGUUUUUGCUAAAUGUUUAACAAGACAUUCUCAUUUUGCCUCAUAACACAUUAGAUGUGCUGUAUAGUAUUCUUCUCAAAUAAUGUGCGUAUAGUUGAAAAUAUGUAUAUUCACUGUUUUAUUGUGACCUGCUUCUAAAUUUAAUUUCUUUUGACAGUUUUUCAACUCAUGUGUCACUCAGAAGUUGAAGAACUGACCUUAGUCAUUUUGUUUUAGGUUGUAAUUUAGUGUGACUGCUAGUAACAUUUUAGUUUUAAUGUUCAUGUUUCAUUUCUAUUUAGUUUUAAUUGUCUUCAUCCCCCACUGAAUUGUGCUGUAAAUGUUUACAAUCACACAUGCCCUAUCCUUUUCGUACUGUAACUACAAACUGUAGUUCUCAGGUCUCAAAGCAGACCUUUUUCAUCUGGAAGAUCUGCUCAUGAGCAAUCCCAUGCAGAAAGCAUCGACUUUGUAUGGUUAGCCAGUUCACUUACUGUGGCAUUAUUAACUAUAGCACAAAAUUUGUACACAAACACACACUCUAAAAUGUAUGUAACUUAUAAAAUACAUUUCUAACCUUUA
Messenger RNA from Micropterus dolomieu (smallmouth bass), 2913 nucleotides. RefSeq names its product Rac GTPase activating protein 1 (gene racgap1). Lineage: Eukaryota; Metazoa; Chordata; Actinopteri; Centrarchiformes; Centrarchidae. The coding region runs from base 194 to 2089 and encodes 631 amino acids. The transcript has 17 exons. Gene Ontology annotation, biological process: signal transduction. The record is from RefSeq and is a predicted model, not a curated record.